ACGACGUCAUUCAAAUAAAAUAUACAAAAGCUUUUAUCAACCAAAUCGAAAAAUUUCUAUACUCGAUAUGUUAAAUCAGUGUAAAAUAAGAAAAUGAUAUUCAAUCACGAAAACUUUAAAACUUUUUUAACUGUUUGGCUCAGUAUGUAGGGAUUUUUUUUCGGCGUUCACGAAUGACUAGAAAAUCAAACUAAAGGAUUUGAAUUUGUUAUCAAAGACUUAAAUGGGAUUUUAGGCGGAUUAAAAAAAUGAAAUGAAAGUUUUCAAAUAGAGAUUAAGGCCAAGAACAAGGAUUUUAAAGAUUUUACCAUCUAUAUAUAUGAUUUGAAUGAGUUCCGUCAGAUUUACAAAACCGUUUCUGCAACAUGCCGUUGAGAACGUUACUUGGCUACGAACCGAGAAAUGUUCCUUCUAGAGAAAGCUUCGGGGGAAACUUCAUUGCUGCACAUAAUCGCGGAGUCAUGGCAACCAAGAAACAGAAGUACCAGGCACCAAUGGCACGUGUCAGGAAACUUCCGCCAAUCGACGAGGAGAACGCUGUUACCCCUCGAACAACAGCGCGAAAUACUAGAAACGUUUCUAUACGCCGAGUACCAAGAUCGGUGUUCGAAAACGACGACGACUUCUUUCCGCGGUCCUCUCCAGUGAAACAAAGACCUGUUUUACAAGUUCAACCAGUGCCGCGUGCGGCAUCUCCGCCACCUAUAGACAAAUACAUUAGCGAACCUAAAAAGUCAAUUCCUUUGCACUAUGACCUAUCACCUAAGGAUGUGAAUCAUACGAUGGUAGAUGGAUUAGUUGCAGAUUAUUUACACUAUUCGAGAUAUGGUCAUAUAAUACCCGUGUAUGAAGGCACCAGUAGCACGACAUGCCCGUGCUGCACGGAUAGGAACCGCCAAAACGUGAGAUCAUUGCUUGGUUUUCCAAAAGGCGUUGUUGCUGAUACGCCAUCUAAAUAUGAACAUAUCCCUACAAAAUAUGAUCAAAAAUCGUCCAUUAGAAAUAUAAAAAUGGACGAAGACCUUGGUAAAGAUGUUUCCAUGUAUCCAAAUUCUUUAUACGCACAAAUGCAAAGGCGGAAGGCGCAAAUGAAAGAACCAACACCGGAAGAGAAAAGACUACAACAAAUAGCCCAAGAAUCUCGUCGGCAAGGUUGGAUGAACUACCAACCGUUACCAUACGCAACAAACUACCUAAACCCGGAAUUUAACCGUCCGACAGAGAUGAAAUCUCUGUUAUAUGACACUAACACGUCUACAACCCCGGGACACGUGAAAUAUCAAGUGCUAGAGGCAGAUAGUAACUUUGAUAGUGCUAUGCAUAAAUUAAGCGGAUAUACCUAGUAUUAAACUAUGUCAGUGUUAUUUUUUUGGUUAUUUUUAACACGAAAAACGUGAUAUACUAAUAUUGACGAAGAUGUAUGAGGAAAAAAACAGCAACAGAAAACAAUCGUAAAUAUGGAAAUGAAAGAUGUUUCACCGGGCAUCUUGUGUGAUUUAGUUUAAUUUCGCGUGUUUACAAUUCAAUUGCUUAUUUAAACAUAAUCUAUUGCGCACUGUCAGUAUAAGUCAAAUUUUAGAACUCUUUAGAAAAUACAUACACACGAUAAAACUUAAGUUAAUAUAUAGUACAUUUAUGAAUUCAAAAUUCUCAUUAUCAAAGCGUGUCACAGUUUUGUAAUGUGCUUUAAUGUCACAGUUCGAUAUAGCGGUUCACAAUCUAUAUUAUCGUUAUGUGUAUCAGAAUACUCAUCAAAUAUAGCAUUUCCUGAAUGACACGAUUUUUAUAUACCUAAGUCUUUUAGAUAUACAGUUGUUGUUUACUUAUGUCACACGCUAUGCUUAUGUUUAUUAUUGUUAAGGUAUUUCUCGGUAAUUUAUUCAUGCACAGUUUGAAGCAUUCAAUGCUCGCUCAAAUAGCCACAUUUUCAUUAUAAUAAUACUUUAUGUGAAGACCUCAAACUUACACAUGUUACAAUCCAACAUUUUUUCAGACAGAGUUGUAGCCCCUUUUAUGUACAUUUCCUAAACAGCAUGUAAACGUAUUAUAGAUCUACUCAUAGCUAAUUAUUUUCAUUAAUGUUAAUAUAUUAUAGUAACAUUAAUGAAAAUAAAGAGCUUAAGUUUAAAUCAUUUUUAUUAAAAACCGUAGUGAUCAAUUAUAUUGUGAUAACUUGAGAAUGGAAUAUUAUAUUGUAGACAUAUUUGUUAUCAUAUCAUUAUUUAUAUCAUGUACAUUAUCUACGUAAUAAAUACAUAUAACAUUCCGCA
Messenger RNA from Ruditapes philippinarum (Manila clam), 2270 nucleotides. RefSeq lists its product as uncharacterized. The transcript has 2 exons. NCBI's taxonomy places the organism in Eukaryota, Metazoa, Mollusca, Bivalvia, Venerida, Veneridae. Bases 366 to 1343 code for a protein of 325 amino acids. The record is from RefSeq and is a predicted model, not a curated record.